AUCGGCCCCCCGGCGCGUUUGACAAGUCUGGGGAAGACACGCUCCCGAUCCCGUUGCGGCAAGUCUUCCGUGUACAUAGACAAUAUCGUCGAGAGUCUCUACAACACCUGUUGCCUUUCCACACGCCCUUGCCAGAUCCAUUAGCACCUCCCCGAGACAAAUCGCCAACAUGUAUCACCUAGCAAAGGGUCUCUACCGAUUAGCGACCAGUAAAGAGGAAUACUCCGUCAUCCUCCUAGGUCUCGACAAUGCCGGAAAGACCACCUUUCACGAACAAGUCAAAGCCCUCUUCCACCCCGACCAACCCGAGCCCAAGUUGAAAACGGUUCCUACGGUCGGCCAAAAUGUCUCCACCAUCACCCUUCCCGACAUGUACCUGAAGCUCUGGGACGUCGGGGGUCAGCUCUCCCUGCGCGCCCUGUGGCACUCGUACUACUCGUCCUGCCACGCCAUCAUCUUUAUCAUCGACAGCACCGACAUUGGCGACGGCCAAAUCGAGCGUGAUCAGAACAACGGCCGGCUGGACGAGUGUCGGGCCGUGUUGGAGGACGUGCUGCAGCACUCGGAGACGGAAGGCGUACCGCUGUUGAUACUGGCGAACAAGCAGGACCGAGAAGACUGCGUCGAGGUGGUGCGGAUCAAGGAAGGGUUGGUGAAGAAGGUCUUUGAGGGCGAGAAGAGCGCGAGUAUUAGGGACUCGAGGGUGUUACCCGUGUCGGCACUGACGGGGACGGGCGUGAGGGAGGCGGUGGAGUGGGUUAGGUCAAGGGUUAAGUGGAACAAGGAGUCGAGGCCGCCGGUUAUGCGGUGAGCAACUGAUUGAUGGAGAGAACGAUUUAUAUCACGACGGCAAGCUUGCAGACGUACAUCAACGUACAUCGACAGCGUCUGAGCGGAGGAUCCUA
Messenger RNA from Neurospora tetraspora, 905 nucleotides. RefSeq names its product P-loop containing nucleoside triphosphate hydrolase protein. Gene Ontology annotation, cellular component: Golgi apparatus. NCBI's taxonomy places the organism in Eukaryota, Fungi, Ascomycota, Sordariomycetes, Sordariales, Sordariaceae. Gene Ontology annotation, biological process: protein localization to Golgi apparatus; Golgi to plasma membrane protein transport; intracellular protein transport. Gene Ontology annotation, molecular function: GTPase activity; GTP binding. The record is from RefSeq and is a predicted model, not a curated record. The transcript is spliced from 2 exons. The coding region runs from base 170 to 811 and encodes 213 amino acids.